GACAAUUGCAAUUUUAAAACCUUGGUAGUGAUGUCUAUUCCGUGAAUUGUAACAGGAAUAAACAUAACUGAUCUUGGAUGUAACGUUCAGUUGUCAAAAUCUUUUUUACACCUACUUUUUAAAUUUCAUAUGGAUUUUUUAAUAUAUAACAUGAUAUUUAUUGGUAUUAAAAUUUUUAUUUCAAAAUGUAGUUUCAUUUUCUUAACAUACAUUCCUGUGUUACGCGCCAACGAAGUGUUAAGCAAAUAUUUUGCUGUAAUGAUGCGAAAUGUUCGCAAAAUAAAAUAAUAAAUACUGUAUGUUACGUGUAAAAAUUUGAUCGUUAUCUUUUUAUGCGAUUCAUUUUAACUUCAAAAAUUAUUCCAUGUAUAUUUACAGUAGUUAAAAUUUAAAUGACGAAAUCACUGUGUAAAUGGCUAUCAUAAGGCUUUUGAUAAUAUUACUGACAAAAUGCUUACUCAUCUUAUUGACUUUAUUUGAUUCCAUUGAAUAUUCAUGUGUAGGGUGCUUAAACCGAUUAAUUGCAUGAAAAAUUUAAUUUCUAUUCCUAUCAUGUUAUAACUUAAAUGGAAACUGUAUAUAUAUAUGUUAUCCUAGUCAGGUGAAACCGAUAUAUAUGUGUAAGUAUUAGGACAAGGCAUAAUACGUGAAUACAGAUUUUAAACUUUUGCAUUCAACAUUACCUAUAAAUUUAACGUAAACACUUUUGUAGUUUUAAAACUUGGUAGGAUGCAUAUGUAUAUAUGCGUUGCAUUUUUCAGUCUUUGUCUAUGUUUCAUUUUAUAUAAUUAUCUUUUCCAUUAUAUUUUAGCGAAUAUUUGUUGAAAUAGAACUGCCUUUUCAUCUAGAUCCAUUAUUGAAUAGAAUAUAAAAAUACAUAUUACUUGUCAACACAAAGACAAAAGCAGUGUCACAAUCAUUUGCAAUAUCAAUAAACAAAUUAUAACUUGCAACAAGAAUUCAGAAAGACCCAUAUAAGAAAAGAUCUACGCGUCUUCACUUAGAUAAUUAUCAUAAGCAGUUUUUAUUGACCAUAGCAGCGUGCAAUAACUACGGCAAUCAGCAUGAUGGAGUGGCUGCCAUUUCUAUUAUUAUUAUCACAUUUUUGUAGCAAAGGUGUUGCAUUGAAUGAAUGUAAGAGGUGUGUAUGUUGUAAAGGUGGAGCUAAUCGUUGUGUUAACUCGUUAAGCGAUUACUGCCUAGAUGGCUGUAUUGAUGGGUAUUUUAGCAGCCGUUGCGUACACGCUUGUUAUAACUUCUGUCAAUCGUGUACAUCGUAUAGCAACUGCACCGCCUGCCAAUCUGGAAAGUAUGGAACAUCCUGUCAACAGGAUUGUGGGCUUGGUUGUCAAAACUAUCAAUGUGACAUAAAUAGUGGGAGUUGCACAUGUUUAUCAAAUUUUCAAGGUAAUAAAUGUGAUCAAUGUGUAAACGGUAAAUACGGUAAUAGAUGUGACACAAACUGUCCCGCAGGUUGCAGAACUAAUUCAUGUGACAUACAUGGGACCUGUGAUAGUUGCAAGACAGGGUUUACUGGAACAAUGUGCACUCAGUGUGUGUAUGGUAAAUAUGGAACUAAUUGUAACAUUCCAUGCCCAUCAGGUUGCAAUGGCACUUGUAAAGAUAAUGGAGAUUGUCACAAUUGCAAGGCUGGAUUAACUAGAAGUAAAUGUGAUGAAUGUGUUGACGGUAAGUAUGGAAUCAACUGUGAACAUGAUUGUCCAAAAACAUGUGCGCUCGCAACUUGUGAUAGAACAACAGGGGUGUGUAAAGAUGGCUGUAGAAUUAACUAUUACGGUGAACAGUGUAACAUGACGUGUGCGACGACAUGCUUACCAGAUGACGAAGGUAGAAGGUGUUUUCAUACGAAUGGAAGUUGCGUAAAAGAUUGUCAAAACGGAUACCAUGGUGAUAUGUGUCAAGACCGUUGCAGUGAAAACUGCAUUAAUAUUAUCUGUACAAGAUCAAAUGGUGCAUGUAAACUCGGCUGUGUUGGAGUUUUUGAAGGAAAUGAUUGCACGAAACCUAUCUCAAGGAUCAUAUCCGAUUGUGAUAACACGGCAGAUUCGAAUUUUGGUCAGUUCAUUGGAGUUGGAGCUGGAUCUGUGACAGUUACUCUUGUUGCUGUUGGGAUAUUCAUUAUCAUAAGACGAUACCUAAGACAUGGACAUAUAAGACAGCACAAACCAGAGCAGGCACAUGAGUUAUCAGCUGCCCCACACGAUAACGUUAAAACAACUCCUGCCUCGGCGAAUAUAACAACAAAUACAGAUGAUCACUAUGAAAAUACACCAGUUCCUGUUUACGAAGAAUUAAAAGAGAGUAACAAAGAGUCAAGUACAUACAGCCGUAUUGAUGGUGCCAGCACCAAUUGUGUUGCAUUCAAUGAAUGUCAGAGAUGUGUAUGUUGUAAAGGUGGAUCUACUACUUGUCGGUAUUACAACUCGUUAAGUGAUUACUGUCUAGAUGGCUGUAUUGAUGGGUAUUUUGGCGAACGUUGCGUACACGCUUGUUAUAACUUUUGCCAAUCGUGUACAUCGUAUACCAACUGCACCGCCUGCCAAUCUGGAAAAUAUGGAUCAAUGUGUCAACAUGAUUGUGGACUUGGUUGUCAAAACCAUCAAUGUGACAUUAAUAGUGGUAGUUGCACAUGUUUAUCAAAUUUUCAAGGUAAUACAUGUGAUCAAUGUGUAAACGGUAAAUACGGUGAUAGAUGUGACACAAACUGUUCCGCAGGUUGCAUGAAUAAUUCAUGUGACAUAAAUGGUAACUGUUAUAGUUGCAAGACCGGGUUUACUGGAUACAGGUGCACUCAGUGUGUGUAUGGUAAAUAUGGAGCUGAUUGUAACAUUACAUGUCCAUCUGGUUGCCGCAAUGGCACUUGCGAAGUAAAUGGAGAUUGUUAUAGCUGCAAGAACGGGUUCACCGGAUACAGGUGCACUCAGUGUGUGUAUGGUAAAUAUGGAACUGAAUGUAACAAAACAUGUCCAUCUGGUUGCAGCAAUGGCAUUUGCAAAAUAAAUGGAGAUUGUUAUAGUUGCAAGACGGGGUUUACUGGGAACAGGUGUACUCAGUGUGUGUAUGGUAAAUAUGGAACUGAUUGUAACAUUACCUGUCCAUCUGGUUGCAGCAAUGGCACUUGCAAAGUAAAUGGAGAUUGUUAUGGUUGUAGGCCCGGGUUUACUGGAAAUAGAUGUUCUCAGUGUGUGUAUGGUAAAUAUGGAACUAAUUGUAACAUUACAUGUCCAUUUGGUUGCAGCAAUGGCACUUGCGAAGUAUAUGGAGAUUGUUAUGGUUGUAGGCCCGGGUUAACUGGAAAUAGAUGUUCUCAGUGUGUGUAUGGUAAAUAUGGAGCUUAUUGUAACAUUACAUGUCCAUCUGAUUGCAGCAAUGGCACUUGCAAAGUAAAUGGAGAUUGUUAUGGUUGUAGGCCCGGGUUUACUGGAAAUAGAUGUUCUCAGUGUGUGUAUGGUAAAUAUGGAACUAAUUGUAACAUAACAUGUCCAUCUGGUUGCAGCAAUGGCACUUGCAAAGAAAAUGGAGAUUGUUACAGUUGUAGGUUCGGGUUUACUGGAAAAAGAUGUUCUCAGUGUGUGUAUGGUAAAUAUGGAGCUGAUUGUAACAUUACAUGUCCAUCUGAUUGCAGCAAUGGCACUUGCAAAGUAAAUGGAGAUUGCUAUGGUUGUAGGCCCGGGUUUACUGGAAAUAGAUGUUCUCAGUGUUUGUAUGGUAAAUAUGGAACUAAUUGUAACAUUACAUGUCCAUCUGGUUGCAGCAAUGGCACUUGCAAAGAAAAUGGAGAUUGUUACAGUUGCAGGUUCCGGUUUACUGGAAAUAGAUGUUCUCAGUGUGUGUAUAGUAAAUAUGGAACUAAUUGUAACAUUACAUGUCCAUCUGGUUGCAGCAAUGGCACUUGCAAAGUAAAUGGAGAUUGUUACAGUUGUAGGCCCGGGUUUACUGGAAAUAGAUGUUCUCAGUGUGUGUAUGGUAAAUAUGGAGCUUAUUGUAACAUUACCUGUCCAUCUGAUUGCAGCAAUGGCACUUGCAAAGUAAAUGGAGAUUGUUAUGGUUGUAGGCCCGGGUUUACUGGAAAUAGAUGUUCUCAGUGUGUGUAUGGUAAAUAUGGAACUAAUUGUAACAUUACAUGUCCAUCUGGUUGCAGCAAUGGCACUUGCAAAGAAAAUGGAGAUUGUUACAGUUGUAGGUUCGGGUUUACUGGAAAAAGAUGUUCUCAGUGUGUGUAUGGUAAAUAUGGAGCUGAUUGUAACACUACUUGUCCAUCUGAUUGCAGCAAUGGCACUUGCAAAGUAAAUGGAGAUUGUUACAGUUGUAGGCCCGGGUUUACUGGAAAUAGAUGUUCUCAGUGUGUAUAUGGUAAAUAUGGAACUGAAUGUAACAAAACAUGUCCAUCUGGUUGCAGCAAUGGAACUUGCAAAAUAAAUGGAGAUUGUUUUAGUUGCAAGACGGGGUUUACUGGGAACAGGUGUACUAAUUGUGUGUAUGGUAAAUAUGGAACUGAUUGUAAAAAAACAUGUCCAUCUGGUUGCAGCAAUGGCACUUGCAAAGUAAAGGGAGAGUGUUAUAGCUGCAAUAACGGGUUCACUGGAUACAGGUGCACUCAGUGUGUGUAUGGUAAAUAUGGAACUGAAUGUAACAAAACAUGUCCAUCUGGUUGCAGCAAUGGAACUUGCAAAAUAAAUGGAGAUUGUUAUAGUUGCAAGACGGGGUUUACUGGGAACAGGUGUACUAAUUGUGUGUAUGGUAAAUAUGGAACUGAUUGUAACAUUACAUGUUCAUCUGGUUGUGGCAAUGGCACUUGCAAAGAAAAUGGAGAUUGUUAUAGCUGCAAGAACGGGUUUACAGGAUACAGGUGCACUCAGUGUGUGUAUGGUAAAUAUGGAACUGAAUGUAACAAAACAUGUCCAUCUGGUUGUAGCAAUGGCACUUGCAAAAUAAAUGGAGAUUGUUAUAUUUGCAAAACGGGGUUUACUGGGAACAGGUGCACUCAGUGUGUGUAUGGUAAAUAUGGAACUAAUUGUAAUAUUACAUGUCCAUCUGGUUGCAGCAAUGGCACUUGCAAAGUAAAUGGAGAUUGUUAUGGUUGUAGGCCCGGGUUUACUGGAAAUAGAUGUACUCAGUGUGUGUAUGGUAAAUAUGGAACUAAUUGUAACAUUACAUGUCCAUCUGGUUGCAGCAAUGGCACUUGCAAAGAAAAUGGAGAUUGUUACAGUUGUAGGCCCGGGUUUACUGGAAAUAGAUGUUCUCAGUGUGUGUAUGGUAAAUAUGGAACUUAUUGUAACAUUACAUGUCCAUCUGGUUGCAGCAAUGGCACUUGCGAAGUAAAUGGAGAUUGUUAUAGCUGCAAGAACGGGUUCACUGGAUACAGGUGCACUCAGUGUGUGUAUGGUAAAUAUGGAACUGAAUGUAACAAAACAUGUCCAUCUGGUUGCAGGAAUGGCAUUUGCAAAAUAAAUGGGGAUUGUUAUAGUUGCAAGACGGGGUUUACUGGGAACAGGUGUACUCAGUGUGUGUAUGGUAAAUAUGGAACUGAUUGUAACAUUACAUGUCCAUCUGGUUGCAGCAAUGGCACUUGCAAAGUAAAUGGAGAGUGUUAUAGCUGCAAGAACGGGUUCACUGGAUACAGGUGCACUCAGUGUGUGUAUGGUAAAUAUGGAGCUGAUUGUAACAUUACAUGUCCAUCUGAUUGCAGCAAUGGCACUUGCAAAGUAAAUGGAGAUUGUUACAGUUGUAGGCCCGGGUUUACUGGAAAUAGAUGUACUCAGUGUGUGUAUGGUAAAUAUGGAACUAAUUGUAACAUUACAUGUCCAUCUGGUUGCCGCAAUGGCACUUGCGAAGUAAAUGGAGAUUGUUAUAGCUGCAAGAACGGGUUCACUGGAUACAGGUGCACUCAGUGUGUGUAUGGUAAAUAUGGAACUGAUUGUAGCAUCACAUGUCCAUCUGAUUGCAACAAUGGCACUUGCAAAGUAAAUGGAGAUUGUUAUGGUUGUAGGCCCGGGAUUACUGGAAAUAGAUGUACUCAGUGUGUGUAUGGUAAAUAUGGAACUAAUUGUAACAUUACAUGUCCAUCUGGUUGCAGCAAUGGCACUUGCAAAGUAAAUGGAGAUUGUAAUAGUUGUAGGCAAUGGUUUACUGGAAACUGGUGUGCUCAGUGUGUGUAUGGUAAAUAUGGAACUAAUUGUAACAUUACAUGUCCAUCUGGUUGCAGCAAUGGCACAUGCAAAGAUAAUGGAGAUUGUUAUAGUUGUAGGUUCGGGUUUACUGGAAACAGAUGUACUCAGUGUGUAUAUGGUAAAUAUGGAACUGAUUGUAACAUUACAUGCCCAUCUGGGUGCAGCAAUGGCACUUGCAAAGAUAAUGGACAUUGUUAUAGUUGUAGGCCCGGGUUUACUGGACUCAGAUGUACUCAGUGUGUGUAUGGUAAAUAUGGAACUGAUUGUAUCAUUCCAUGCCCAUCAGGUUGCAAUGGCACUUGUAAAGAUAAUGGAGAUUGUCAUAAUUGCAAAACCGGAUUCACUAGAAGUAAAUGUGAUGAAUGUGUCAGCGGUAAGUAUGGAAUCAAAUGUGAAUAUGGUUGUCCAAAAACCUGUGCGCUGGCAACUUGUAAUAGCACAACAGGGGUGUGUAAUUAUGGCUGUAGAAUCAACUAUUACGGUGAGCAGUGUAACAUGACAUGUGCGACGACAUGCUUACCAGAUGACGAUGGUAGAAGGUGUUUUCAUACGAAUGGAAGUUGCGUAAAAGACUGUCAAAACGGAUACCAUGGUGAUAUGUGUCAAGACCAUUGCAGUGAAAACUGCAUUAAUAUUAUCUGUAUAAGAGCAAAUGGUGCAUGUAAACUUGGUUGCGUUGGAGAAUUUGAAGGAAAUGAUUGCACGAAACCUAUCUCAAGGAUCAAAUCAGAUUCUGAUAGCAUGGCAGAUUCUUCGAAUUUUGGUGCAUUCAUUGGAGUUGGAGUUGGAUCUGUAGCAGCUACUCUUGUCGCUGUUGGGAUAUUCAUCAUCAUAAGACGAUACCUAAGACAUGGACAUAUAAGACAGCACAAACCAGAACAUGCACAUGAGUUAACAUAUGACCUACAUGAUAACUUAAGAACAACUCCCGCCUUGCCAAAGUUACCGACAAAUACAGAUGCUGGCUAUGAAAAUACAUCAUUUCCAGUAUAUGAAGAGUUGAAAGAGAGUAACAGAGAAUCAAGUACGUAUGACAGUAUUGAUUGUACCAGCACCAGUUAGACAGAUCACAUUUUUGUUGCUCAUAAUAGUUGUACGUGUUGUGUACAUAAGCAGAAAUACCUGCAUAAUACCAGAAAUUAGUCUCUCAAAUAUCAUAUUUUUACUCCCUGAUCA
Molecule: messenger RNA, 7367 nt
Organism: Mercenaria mercenaria
Lineage: Eukaryota; Metazoa; Mollusca; Bivalvia; Venerida; Veneridae
Product: multiple epidermal growth factor-like domains protein 6
Exons: 11
Coding region: 1065-7253 (2062 amino acids)
Molecular function (GO): scavenger receptor activity
Source: RefSeq, a predicted model, not a curated record